GCUCAUUGGACAUGAAAAUGUUUGCUGCACAAAAAGCUUCUUCUUAAAGUUACUGAUACUCGGCCCUACUUAACAGCAACCGUUAAAAAUUUUUCCAAACAUCCGUGCACGUUAACACCACACAAGAUGCAACGCAGUAGCCAAUCGAAUCAAGUUAAAUUCUAUCCAACUUUGACUACCGCAUCACGUGGGAAGUGUUUUGGCGUCCAGUCCCAGUGCAGGAAAUAAUAUUGACGGGUUUCCUUCUUUAAAUUGCUUUAAAUUCUCUUUGCUUUUCAAAUCGUUUUCUGUUAGCCCUAUUCUUUCGCUAAAGUAACUGAUGACAUAAUUGGGGGAGCGACGGAAACGUUGCGACAGAAGAACCUUAUAAGAGGAUUGAAUUCAGACUUCGUCGAAAAUGGCUGGUGAGAAAUUGGCAAAGGGCAUUACUACCUUCAGCAAAGAGGAGUAUGACUACUAUCAGAAAUUUAUCUCGUCGAAAAAAGAGUGGCCCGGUCUCAAAAUCAGAACUGAUUCACAAGUAAGAUGUAACAUACCAAUGAUCAUUAUGGAGCUGUACAGAUUGGUACCCUAUAAGGAAGGCUCCUACAUACACUUUCAUCCACUCAAUAUGCCUAAUGUUAAAGUAUGUAAGAUUGAACUAACAGGAAUGAUUAUAAGUAUUAAGACCUGUAACUAUUAUAUGACUUUGAUAGUUGAUGAUGGAACAGGAAGGGUGCAAGUUAAUUAUAAACUUAAUCAAAAUAAAAUACGCCUGAUGAGGCAUAAUAGAGAGAAAAACAGGAUUCAAGAUGAAAAUUUGAAGAGUAAAACAAAAAUGAAUGAAAGUUCAAAAAAGUUUUCUGAGGUAGUAUCCCCAUAUGACGCAACUAAUAUGGGGACCGAGUGCGAGUCAAAUGAUUUGGAUAUGUUAGUUGAAAAAGAUGAUUACAUACACAUUACUGGAUACCCAUGGCUCGACACAAAUUUCCAACAGGUACCAAAUGUAAUCACGACUGAAUUCAUGCGUAACACAAAAAUGAUGGUGUACGCGCUUUCUAUUGAGUGGAUCUCUGAGAAGAUGUACAACGAUAAGAUUGCGAAAUGGAUAAGCAAUACUAUUCGUGAGAGAUACAUAGAAGUGGAAGACUAUACUGCAAAGAAUAAAUAGUAAAGUUUAUAAUAUACAAAAAUUAUAUUGAGACUGUUACAUAUUUUUAAAGGAUUUUAUGUAUUAAAUAAUAAUGUUUAACAUCAGUUGACGACGUUAUUAUAUGACUCUUCAACAUUUAAAAUACAUUGAAUUCAAUAUGGAA
This is a messenger RNA of Solenopsis invicta (red fire ant), 1295 nucleotides long. RefSeq lists its product as uncharacterized. The transcript is spliced from 4 exons. The record is from RefSeq and is a predicted model, not a curated record. Bases 398 to 1150 code for a protein of 250 amino acids. NCBI's taxonomy places the organism in Eukaryota, Metazoa, Arthropoda, Insecta, Hymenoptera, Formicidae.